AUGCAGAGCUUCACCAUCGACAGCUGUUCUUUGAGCCUCGAGGUCCUUUACAAGGCGAUGGUUUACAUCGAGGAUGGAAUGGCCGAGAACGACGGCAGCUUUGCAGCGGUGGACGUGAUGGUGCCCUCGAAUGGCACGACGAAUGCCUUCUCGGCAUACCCGAAGCUGGUCUCCAUCGCCGGCGCCGUGGCCAGCUCCGAUGGGGUCACCUUCACCGUGACGGCCUCCGGCAUGGAUGGCCGGCUCUGGGCCAUGGUGGUGCCGGACUACGUGGAGAACUGCAUGACCGUCAGGGCAAUGAAGUUCCUGCGCGAUGCACUCUGCAGCCGCUGGAACUAUGCCAUCAACGACCAGCCGCAGAGCAUCAGCAUCAUGGGUUGCAAUCUGAAAGGCAAUCGAGCACACUCGCCCGGGGCACCCGGCAUGUGCGCAUUGGCCCUCCGAUGCAGGUGGUGA
Molecule: messenger RNA, 456 nt
Organism: Symbiodinium necroappetens
Lineage: Eukaryota; Dinophyceae; Suessiales; Symbiodiniaceae
Source: the annotation of a GenBank genome assembly